AACGAAUGGCAGAUAUCGCCGCGAAAGGAUUUGCGGCGCAGUUCCCUGAUCGCAAGAAGAUCGAAAUGGAGCAAGGAGCUAGGAGCUAGGAGCUAGACGACCGUCUUUCUGGUCAUUCACAAAAUUUCCCCGCACUGGCCGAGGUAGAGCAACACCUGCCUCACAGGGUCCCCGCGCGCUUUAGAUGACCUCUUUUCUCCUGUGGGGUGGGCUGGCUUUAUUCAUUGCGAGAAGAAGUUACAGUCGAACUUGGAACGAGUCUUGCCUGGGACGAUCUCAACAUGGCAGGGCCGGGUAACCUCGUGAUCGUGUCCCUGGUCGUGGCUCUCUCGAGCCUUCUUUACAUGCAAUGGUACCCGCUUCUGAAUCAGUUUGGAGGCCGUCUAAGUGAUUUGGAUCCUGCUCGGUACACAGUUCAUAUCGACCAUAAGCCUUUGAACAAUGACAAGUGCAAGAAGUUCCCAGAGGGUCAGGCAUGUGAAGACGUAAGGAUUCAUCAGGACUCUUCAACUGCCUUUUUAGCGUGCGGCUAUCCAGAAACAAGACGUUACUUUUACCCUCCAAUCCGCAUCGUGUCAACAACGGCAGCAAAUUCCUAUCGGGAGUACUUUCUCAAGUAUGAUUUAGAGACCGGCAAAACCACACAGCUGGACGUGGUCGGAUGGGACGGCGAUCUUGUUCUGCAUGGAAUCGAUAUCCGCGUCAGGCCUGAGGACUCUAGCACUAUCGAUUUGUGGGCCGUAAACCAUGACCGCAAGGGCGAGUCAAUCCUUCUCUUUUCCCACGUGCUGGGCACCAAGACGCUCACCUUCGUCAAGGAGUUCAAGCACCCGCUGAUCAAGACUCCAAACGCCGUCGCUGCGACGGGCGCUCUCUCUUUCUUUAUCUCCAACGACAAUUACGCGUACCCGACCACUUGGUUCGGAAUCCCACGGUGGUUCGAGAAGACUUUCGGCCCGUUCAGUUGGGCAUCGAGCAUUGUACACUGCCUUGCGAACCCAGACGGGGAUCCCUUUUGCAAGAUUGUCUCCCCUCCAAACAGUCACCCCGCCGCCAAUGGCGUGGCCUUGGUUGAGGACGGCAAGGCCCUGCUCGUCAAUGAGAUUGUGGAGGCCACCACAACGGUGUACGACGUGCACCCCGUGAGCAAGAUGCUAAAAUUGAGGAAGAAAAUCAAUCUCGGCGCCCCUGCAGACAAUCUUCAAGAGAUUCCUGGAACAGGUGAUGUCUCUGUUUGUGUGUUCCCUAACCCCGGAGCGCUGUUCGGCCGUCUGGCCGAGGAGAAUAUCCUCAACAGCUCAAUGAUCGGUGCCGCCGCCGUUCUUCGAUUGCGGAAGGACAGAGAUUACGAACCCGAGGUCAUUUACUGGGACGAUGGCUCACUAAUCACGAUACUAACCGGAGCCGCGGUGGACCCAGUGCGCAAAAAGAUGAUUGCUGGCGGAGUGGUGGAACGCCAUUUCAUCGUCUGCGAUCUCGAAGACGUGGAAUUUUGAAUCAGAUCAAAGUAAAGUACGCGGAAGAGUUUAGAUGAGAGCUAAGUAAUGUAGAGGUUAUGGGGUUUCGUUAUCAAAUGUUGGAAUUUUGCUUCAUGAAAUGAUGCUGGGUACAGGGAAAUGCUGGCUUGGUUUACGGAGACGCUCAAAGAGCGCUCGUCGAAUGAACAACGUUUUCGGACGCUGAAAGUGAAACUGCACAUGGAACCAGAGGCGCUUUCACACAAACCUAAUCACGUCUGAGUAUAGAUGAUGAACAUUUCUAUCGUGAG
Molecule: messenger RNA, 1768 nt
Organism: Verruconis gallopava
Lineage: Eukaryota; Fungi; Ascomycota; Dothideomycetes; Venturiales; Sympoventuriaceae
Exons: 7
Coding region: 282-1496 (404 amino acids)
Source: RefSeq, a predicted model, not a curated record